This is a messenger RNA of Parnassius apollo (apollo), 933 nucleotides long. The record is from the annotation of a GenBank genome assembly. NCBI's taxonomy places the organism in Eukaryota, Metazoa, Arthropoda, Insecta, Lepidoptera, Papilionidae.
AUGGAUAUGGCUGAAGGUACAUUUUUACCACCUGCCUGUAUCAUGAAAGGCAAAAACAAAAAUGAGUUUGAGGAUGGGAUGUCACCGGGAUCGAAACUUUUCAUGUCCCCAAAAUCAGCGUACAUUACCUCAGAUUUAUUUAUUGAAUGGUUGAAAACACAUUUUGUUCCGAGGAAACCAGCUGGAAGAGUACUUCUUUUACUAGAUGGUCAUUCAACUCACUGUAAUUCUGUGGAAAUGCUGGAAUAUGCAAAGGACAAUGACAUCACCUUACUUUCAAUGCCAAGCCACACGUCUCACUACCUCCAACCACUAGAUCGUACGGUGUUUAAAUCACUGAAGACUCAUUUUUACGAGCAGUGUCGACUUUGGCUAAAACAAAAUCCUGGUCGUCGUAUAACACGAUUAUCAUUUGGAAGAUUGCUUAAUAAGGCGUGGGGAAAGGCAGCUUCUGCAGAGAAUGCAAUUGCGGGUUUUAAAGCCACUGUGAUGGUCGAGGAGCAAGAAGAAAAUACUAGUAACAUAGCUUCUGCUAAUCUGCAACCAGUUCCAAAUACUUUCGAAGUGCGACAAGACAUAUCACCUGCAAUCGCUGAGCCAAAAAGCUCUGUUGAGCGAAUAGUUUUAAACGCAAGUCCUGAGAUGAUUACAAGAAGGCCUAAAAAAUUAUUUGCUACUGCUUCAGCAGCAGUAAUUAAAAAAAUGUCAGAACAAUUCCCUCCAAGAAGCGAUUUGCCAGAUCUGACUCCAACACGUAUUUUAAAGCAAAUGUCGCCAGUUCCACAAAAAAUUAUUGAAGUACGCAAACGUGCUAAACAGGUAGGCAUGCUUUUAACCUCAGAGAAUCACAUCAAAACAAGAAAAUUUAAGGAAGCGCUUAAAAAAAUAGGGAACAAGAAAAAGACGUUAAAAAGGAAAGAAAAAUUGAGAUAA